CUUUUAUGCAUACACUUACACCACUGCGGGGUGGCUUUCCCUCCAGAGCUUCGCCUUAAUCACAGUCCCGGAGAUGAUGACCACAAUGCUGGAACAGGAAUCCAGACAGCCUUCUUCCAUUGAAACCUACUUCUCCCGUUGCUUCGGCUUUAGUCUCCUCACAAUCGCCAUCCUGACGGUUCUGAUGACCGGCUCCAUCCCUCUGACCUCCUCCAUUGCCGAACCAGUCACCACAGACGACUCCGACCCAAAGGCACCCUACGCAGUACCGACACUGAUCGUUACAACCGUCUUCCACGGCCUCUCCGCAGGCUAUGCAUAUGCUUGGUGGGUGGAUAAGGGACAGGUGGCGUUUGCGGUUGGCAUGGUGGUCUCGGGCGCUAUUGCUUUUGUGGGACUCUGGUGCGCGCUUUUCGCAACCAGCAAUGGGAAAAUUAGUCGGAAGACCGGGGCAGAUAAGAGGACAGCCGGGUUCCCGUUUGCCAAUAAGGAAGCUGCGAAAAAGCAUGGGAAGAAGAGUCUGUAAAUUGGACAUGGGAUGGGGGAUGGAGUUUGAUGGUUUUGUCAAUCGAGGUUGAUAUACUGUAUGCUAGUCUGCUGUUCAUAGUGAGUCUGACGGAAAUAGAAGCUGCUUGACUAGCUGCACCUGCAGCAAUGUCAGAUAAUACACCAC
Molecule: messenger RNA, 673 nt
Organism: Aspergillus heteromorphus CBS 117.55
Lineage: Eukaryota; Fungi; Ascomycota; Eurotiomycetes; Eurotiales; Aspergillaceae
Exons: 2
Coding region: 86-526 (146 amino acids)
Source: RefSeq, a predicted model, not a curated record